Dibothriocephalus latus is the source of this 468-nucleotide messenger RNA. The record is from the annotation of a GenBank genome assembly. Lineage: Eukaryota; Metazoa; Platyhelminthes; Cestoda; Diphyllobothriidea; Diphyllobothriidae.
AUGGUCCGCCGUGGGUCACAAGUGUUCCAGCGUCUGCCCGCCAAUCCUCAAAAAGCGGCUCUCCAAACGAACAAGCCCACUGGAGGCAUCUCGCAGUUUGCGGUCGCUCCUAACUCGAAACGGCAACCCACGUCCACUCCAGAGGACACGCCAACUCCGUUGCGUUGCAAAGACGAAUUUUUCGGUGGCCUAACUCGAAGUCGGCGACCUUCACAUGAAACCUCAUCAGCAUUUCCCCGUCACUCAAAGAUAUCAGGAGACCUUCUGGGCACCAUCACUGGCUUCUUCGGUCAUGACGGUCAUGAUGGGGAUUGCUGUGAAGUCUGUCGGACAACCAAGUUCGCUGACAACGCCGGCCACAAUUGCGCUCACUGUAACCGACGCACGUGUAUUCGGUGUGGCGGUUACUUUGGCCCGGAAGUAAGUUUCGAAAUGCUCAUACUGCUGGUUUCACAUUUCUACCUAUGA